Messenger RNA from Coregonus sp. 'balchen', 16663 nucleotides. The record is from the annotation of a GenBank genome assembly. NCBI's taxonomy places the organism in Eukaryota, Metazoa, Chordata, Actinopteri, Salmoniformes, Salmonidae.
UGGAGCGAUGUAUGAGUGUGAUGCAGUCGGGGACCCAGAUGGUGAAGUUGAAGGCUGGCUCCAAGGGGCUGGUGAGACUGUUCUACCUGGACGAACAUCGCUCCUGUAUCCGAUGGAGACCCUCACGCAAGAGCGAGAAGGCCAAGAGUGAGUGCACACACAUUAACCGCAUCAUACACACCAUCUCUCACCGUAACCCUUAUCUCUACACAUAAUGUAUUGCUCCGAUAGGCAAUAUCGGAGCAAUACAGACAAUUAGGCUAUGCUUUAUGUAACUUCCUACAACCCAUGUAGGAAUGUGAAAUAAUGUAUUGUUCAUCUUUUAUCCAUGCUAUUAAAGCGUGUGUGUGUGUUUUUGGUCUCACAUUGGGGUGAGUUACAGUUACAGAUGGCAGUGUAGCUAUCUGGUGCUGUUCUGCCCCAGGGCUGGAGUAUAGCUCUCCCUCUCUGUCUGGUGCUGUUCUGCCCCAGGGCUGGAGUAUAGCUCUCCCUCUCUGUCUGGUGCUGCCCAGGGCUGGAGUAUAGCUCUCCCUCUCUGCUGGGUGUUUGUUCGCCCCAGGGCUGGAGUAUAGCUCUCCCUCUCUGUCUAGUGUUGUUCUGCUCCAGGGCUGGAGUAUAGCUCUCCCUCUCUGUCUGGUGUUGUGCUGCCCCAGGGCUGGAGUAUAGCUCUCCCUCUCUGUCUGGUGCUGUUCUGCCCCAGGGCUGGAGUAUAGCUCUCCCUCUCUGUCUGGUGUUGUUCUGCCCCAGGGCUGGAGUAUAGCUCUCCCUCUCUGUCUGGUGUUGUUCUGCCCAGGGCUGGAGUAUAGCUCUCCCUCUCUGUCUGGUGCUGCCCCAGGGCUGGAGUAUAGCUCUCCCUCUCUGUCUGGUGCUGUUCUGCCCCAGGGCUGGAGUAUAGCUCUCCCUCUCUGUCUGGUGCUGCCCCAGGGCUGGAGUAUAGCUCUCACCUCGUCGGGCUGUUCUGCCCCAGGCUGGAGAUAGGCUCUCCUCUCUGUCUGGUGCUUGUUCUGCCCCAGGGCUGGAGUAUAGCUCUCCCUCUCUGUCUGGUGCUGCCCCAGGGCUGGAGUAUAGCUCUCCCUCUCUGUCUGGUGUUGUUCUGCCCCAGGGCUGGAGUAUAGCUCUCCCUCUCUGUCUGGUGUUGUUCUGCUCCAGGGCUGGAGUAUAGCUCUCCCUCUCUGUCUGGUGUUGUGCUGCCCCAGGGCUGGAGUAUAGCUCUCCUCUCUGGUCUGGUGCUGUUCUGCCCCAGGGCUGGAGUAUAGCUCUCCCUCUCUGUCUGGGUGUGUUCUGCCCCAGGGCUGGAGUAUAGCUCUCUUCUUGUCUGGUGUGUCUGCCCCAGGGCUGGAGUAUAGCUUCCCCUCUGUCUGGUGGGCCCAGGGCUGGAGUAUAGCUCUCCUCUCUGUUGGUGUUGUGCUGCACCCAGUGCUGGAGUAUAGCUCUCCCUCUCUGUCUGGUGUUUGUUCUGCCCAGGGCUGGAGUAUAGCUCUCCCUCUCUGUUGGUGCUGCCCCAGGGCUGGAGUAUAGCUCUCCCUCUCUGUCUGGUGCUGUUCUGCCCCAGGGCUGGAGUAUAGCUCUCCCUCUCUGUCUGGUGCUGUUCUGCCCCAGGGCUGGAGUAUAGCUCUCCCUCUCUGUCUGGUGCUGCCCCAGGGCUGGAGUAUAGCUCUCCCUCUCUGUCUGGUGCUUGCCCCAGGGCUGGGAGUUAUAGCUCUCCCUCUCUGUUGGUGUUGUGCUGCCCCAGUGCUGGAGUAUAGCUCUCCCUCUCUGUCUGGUGUUGUGCUCGCCCAAGGGCUGGAGUAUAGCUCUCCCUCUCUGUCUGGUGUUGUUCUGCCCCAGGGCUGGAGUAUAGCUCUCCCUCUCUGUCUGGUGUUGUUCUGCCCCAGGGCUGGAGUAUAGCUCUCCCUCUCUGUCUGGUGUUGUUCUGCCCCAGGGCUGGAGUAUAGCUCUCCCUCUCUGUCUGGUGCUGUUCUGCCCCAGGGCUGGAGUAUAGCUCUCCCUCUCUGUCUGGUGCUGCCCCAGGGCUGGAGUAUAGCUCUCCCUCUCUGUCUGGUGCUGCCCCAGGUCUGGAGUAUAGCUCUCCCUCUCUGUCUGGUGUUGUGCUGCCCCAGGGCUGGAGUAUAGCUCUCCCUCUCUGUCUGGUGCUGUUCUGCCCCAGGGCUGGAGUAUAGCUCUCCCUCUCUGUCUGGUGCUGCCCCAGGGCUGGAGUAUAGCUCCCCCUCCUGUCUGUUGUCUGGAGGUGUGUGUGUCCUGACUGAGUAUCAGAGUCAAACAGAAGCCAUGUUGUUGACUACAGUAGUGCUGCUGUGAGUUCAAGGUAUCCAGGUUAUUUGCCUGCAGUGUCUGUCUGGUUAUGUGUUUAUCUCUAACUUCUCCUCAUUGAGGCCUUCAUUAAAUAUUUAACAAGGGAGGAAACUAUCAGCGCCCUAGCUUUAGUUUUUGUCUCCUAAUAGAAUUUUGUUUGUUUUCAUCCAUUAUGAUCACAAAGGAGAGUUACUUAAUGUAUUCCCAAGAUAUCUCAGUGCUAUGCAGUAUUCAGAUUCAUGCUCUGUCUCCUAACUCUAAAUGGUCCUCUCUCUCUCUUCUUGUCCCGCCCUCUUUCUCUUACAGUCACCAUUGAUUCGCUGUACAAGGUGACGGAGGGCCGUCAGUCAGACAUCUUCCACCGCCAUGCGGAGAGCAGUUUCGACCCAGCCUGCUGUUUCACCGUUUACCAUGGCAACCACAUGGAGUCACUAGACCUGGUGACCUCUAACCUUGAGGAGGCUCGGACCUGGGUGACAGGACUACGAUACCUGAUGGCUGGCAUCAGUGACGAGGACUCACUGGCCAAACAACAACGCACACACGACCAAUAUCCUUUUAAGACUAACAUGCUCAUACACACACACCAAUAUCCUUAUUACACUUCAUACCCUAGUGGGUGUAUCCUGCCAUCCCUACCUAACCCCUAACCAGCAUUGUUCAUCAGUUGACUGGAUGACCCACUUUUAUGCUCUUCUUUGACAUCUUCUUUGUUCCUCUCCCUCUUUUCAUUUCUUCCUGUGUCUGCUGCAUGCAGUGUUUGUUUGUAUGUGUGUGUGUCUGCUGCAUGCAGUGUGUGUGUGUGUGUGUGUGUGUCUGUGUCUGCUGCAUGCAGUGUGUGUGUGUGUGUGUGUGUGUCUGCUGCAUGCAGUGUGUGUGUGUGUGUGUGUGUCUGCUGCAUGCGGUGUGUGUGCCUUGGAGCGCUGUUCUGAUCUGACUGGAUUUGACGACUGACAAAACAUGGUGCUGUGUUUUUGAAAAGCCUCUCAGCUACCUACCCUCCCAAAACACACACACACACACACACACACAGACACACACACACACACACACACACACACACACACACACACACACACACACACACACACACCACACACACACACACACACACACACACACACACACAGACACAGACACACACACACACACACAUCAUCCCAUGGCUGUGUCCUUAACCUGUGUGUGUGUAGGUGGAUGAAGCAGACGUUUGAGGAGGCUGAUAAGAACGGGGAUGGUCUGUUGAACAUGGAGGAGAUCUACCAGCUCCUGCACAAGAUGAACGUCAACCUGCCCCGCAGGAAGGUCAAACACAUGUUCCAGGUCAGUCACAGGUCAGGGGUCAAACACCUGUCACCUGUCACUACACUAUCUGACUAGAGAGGACAGAAGAGGGAUGCGUUCUAACCACUAAACCUCACCUGGCAGGUGAUGAGCAGUUAGAAGGUGUUUAUUUACAUCCUGGAUCCAGGGAUAAGGUAAGGUUUAGUGGUUAGACUUAGAAAGCAUCAGUCUUCUGUCUUCUCUAGCCAGAUAGUGACAACUGUGACAGUAGUACUUAGUACUCCUGCUGCUACCUGGAAGCAAAUCCCACCAAAGAUCCAAAGCUUUAGCUAACGUUUUCUCUUAUGGCUUUAUAAUGGGCCCAUAGGGCUCUGGUCAAAAACUAGUGCACUAUGUAGGGAAUAGGGUGCCAUUUAGGACGACAGGCGUGCCUGCGAGUGCUGAGCAUGAGCAUCAGAUAGUACUGUUGGUUUAUAGUCCACUAUUUUUUAGGGCACCCCCAGGAGUCAGUUGUUGUAUGAACCAAACAAGGACAAUGUCAGAACACAGUUGCCUUUUCUGUCCUUACAUUGUUUGGACCAUGUUGAGACACCAUGGCUGUGUGUGUGUGUGUGUGAAUAUACCAGAUGGUUGUUGGAGUUGUUUGGACCAUGUUGAGACACCAUGGCUGUGUGUGUGUGUGUGAAUAUACCAGAUGGUUGUUGGAGUUGUUUGGACCAUGUUGAGACACCAUGGCUGUGUGUGUGUGUGUGAAUAUACCAGAUGGUUGUUGGAGUUGUUUGGACCAUGUUGAGACACCAUGGCUGUAUUUGUAUUUGUGUUUGUAUUUAUUAUGGAUCCCCAUUAGCAGCAGCUACUCUUCCUGGGGUCCAGCAAAAUUAAGGCAGUUACAGAUUUCUCAACACACUGUGUGCCAACACGCGCUGUGCGCCAGUAGCUCAGACAGACAGACAGCUCGGUGCACCCAACAUGUCAACACCUCUCACAAACACAAGUAGUGAUGAGGUCAAUCUCUCCUCCACUUUGAGCCAGGAGAGAUCGACAUGCAUAUUAUUAAUAUUAGCUCUCUGUGUGCAUCCAAGGGCCAGCCGUGCUGCCCUGUUCUGAGCCAAUUGCAAUUUUCCUAAGUCCUUUUUUGUGGCACCUGACCACACGACUGAACAGUAGUCAAGGUGUGACAACACUAGGGCCUGUAGGACCUGCCUUGUUGAUAGUGCUGUUAAGAAGGUAGAGCAGCGCUUUGUUAUGGACAUACUUCUCCCCAUCUUAGCUACUGUUGUAUCAAUAUAUUUUGACCAUGACAGUUUACAAUCCAGGGUUACUCCAAGCAGUUUAGUCACCUCAACUUGCUCAAUUUCCACAUUAUUUAUUGCAAGAUUUAGUUGAGGUUUAGAGUUUAGUGAAUGAUUUGUCCCAAAUAAAAUGCUUUUAGUUUUAGAAAUAUUUAGGACUAACUUAUUCCUUGCCACCCACUCUGAAGCUAACUGCAACUCUUUGUUAAGUGUUGCAGUCAUUUCAGUCGCUGUAGUAGCUGACGUGUAUAGUGUUGAGUCAUCCGAAAACAUAGACACUCUGGCUUUACUCAAAGCCAGUGGCAUGUCAUUAGUAAAGAUUGAAAAAAGUAAUGGGCCUAGACAGCUGCCCUGGGGAAUUCCUGAUUCUACCUGGAUUAUGUUGGAGAAGCUUCCAUUAAAGAACACCCUCUGUGUUCUGUUAGACAGGUAACUCUUUAUCCACAAUAUAGCAGGUGGAGUAAAUUCAUAACAUAAGUUUUUCCAGCAGCAGACUAUGAUCGAUACUGUCAAAAUCCGCGCUGAAGUCUAACAAAACAGCCCCCACAAUCUUUUUAUCAUCAAUUUCUCUCAGCCAAUCAUCAGUCAUUUGUGUAAGUGCUGUGCUUGUUGAAUGUCCUUCUCUAUAAGCAUGCUGAAAGUUUGUUGUCAAUUUGUUUACUGUAAAAUAGCAUUGUAUCUGGUCAAACACAAUUUAUUCCAAUAGUUUACUAAGGGUUGGUAACAGGCUAAUUGGUCGGCUAUUUGAGCCAGUAAAGGGGGACUUUACUAUUUUAGGUAGGCGGAAUGACUUUCGCUUCCCUCAAAGCCUGGGGGCACACACAUUCUAGUAGGCUUAAAUUGAAAAAUAUGGCAAAUAGGAGUGGCAAUAUCGUCCACUAUUAUCCUCAGUAAUUGUCCAUCCAAGUUGUCAGACCCCAGUGGCUUGUCAUUGUUGAUAGACAACAAUACUUUUUUUCACCUCUUCCACACUCACUUUACGGAAUUCAAAAGUACAAUGCUGGUCUUUCAUAAUUUGGUCAGAUAUACUUGGAUGUGUAAUGUCAACCAUUUUUGCUGGCAUGUCAUGCCUAAGUUUGCUAAUCUUGCCAAUGAAAAAAUCAUUAAAGUAGUUGGCAAUAUCAGUUGGUUUUGUGAUUCAAUGAGCCAUCUGAUUCAAUGAAUGAUGGAGCUGAGUUAGCCUUUUUUUCCAAAAUGUAAUUUAAGGUGCUCUAAAGUUUUUUACUAUCAUUCUUUAUGUUAUUUAUCUUUGUUUCAUAGUGUAGUUUCUUCUUUUUUUUAUUCAGUUUAGUCACAUGAUUUUUCAAUUUGCAAUAUGUUUGCCAAUCGGUUGUGCAGUCAGAUUUAUUUGCCAUUCCUUUUGCCUCAUCCCUCUCAACCAUACCAUUUUUCAAUUCCUCAUCAAUCCACGGGGAUUUAACAGUUUUUACAGUCAUUUUCUUAAUGGGUGCAUGCUUAUUAGUAACUGGAAUAAGCAAUUUCAUAAAUGUGUAAAGUGCAGUGUCUGUUUGCUCCUCAUUACACACCACGGACCAACAUAUAUUCUUUACAUCAACAACAUAGGAAUCACUACAAAACUUAUUGUAUGACCUCAUACACAAUAUUAGGCCCAGCCUUUGGAACUUUGGUUUUCCUAGAUAUGGCUACUAUAUUGUGAUCACUACAUCCAAUGGAUUUGGAUACUGCUUUCAAACAAAUCUCUGCAGCAUUAGUAAAGAUAUGAUCAAUACAUGUUGAUGAUUUAUUUCCUGUACUGUUUGUAACUACCCUGGUAUGUUGACUGAUAACCUGAACCAGGUUGCAGGCACUGGUUACAGUUUGAAGCUUUCUCUUGAGUGGGCAGCCUGAUGAAAGCCAGUCAAUAUUGAAAUCACCCAGAAAGUAUACCUCUCUAUUGAUAUCGCAUACAUUAUCAAGCAUUUCACACAUGUUAUCCAGAUACUGACUGUUAGCACUUGGUGGUCUAUAGCAGCUUCCCACCAGGAUGGGCUUUAGGUGAGGCAGAUUAACUUGUAGCCAUAUUACUUCAACAGUGUUUAACAUGAGAUCCUCUCUAAGCUUUACAGGAAUGUGGUUCUGAAUAUAAACAGCAACACCUCCACCAUUGGCAUUUCUAUAUUUUCUGUAAAUGUUAUAACCUUGUAUUGCUACCACUGUAUCAUCAAAGGUAAACUCACCAAAAAAAAAAGAAACGUCCUCUCACUGUCAACUGCGUUUAUUUUCAGCAAACUUAACAUGUGUAAAUAUUUGUAUGAACAUAACAAGAUUCAACAACUGAGAUAAGUUCCACAGACAUGUGACUAACAGAAAUUGAAUAAUGUGUCCCUGAACAAAGGGGGGAUAAAAAUAAAUCAAAAGUAACAGUCAGUAUCUGGUGUGGCCACCAGCUGCAUUAAGUACUGCAGUGCAUCUCGUCCUCAUGGACUGCACCAGAUUUGCCAGUUUUUGCUGUGAGAUGUUACCCCACUCUUCCACUAAGGCACCUGCAAGUUCCCCGACAUUUCUGGGGGGAUGGCCCUAGCCCUCACCCUCCGAUCCAACAGAUCCCAGACAUGCUCAAUGGGAUUGAGAUCCGGGCUCUUCGCUGGCCAUGACAGAACACUGACAUUCCUGUCUUGCAGGAAAUCACGCACAGAACAAGCAGUAUGGCUGGUGGCAUUGUCAUGCUGGAGGGUCAUGUCAGGAUGAGCCUGCAGGAAGGGUACCACAUGAGGUAGGAGGAUGUCUUUCCUGUAACGCACAGCGUUGAGAUUGCCUGCAAUGACAACAAGCUCAGUCCGAUGAUGCUGUGACACACCACCCCAGACCAUGACGGACCCUCCACCUCCAAAUCGAUCCCGCUCCAGAGUACAGGCCUCGGUGUAACGCUCAUUCUUUCGACGAUAAACGCAAAUCCGACCAUCACCCCUGGUGAGACAAAACCGCGACUUGUCAGUGAAGAGCACUUUUUGCCAGUCUUGUCUGGUCCAGCGACGGUGGGUUUGUGCCCAUAGGCGACGUUGUUGCUGGUGAUGACCUGCCUUACAACAGGCCUACAAGUCCUCAGUCCAGCCUCUCUCAGCCUAUUGCGGACAGUCUGAGCACUGAUGGAGGGAUUGGGCGUUCCUGGUGUAACUCAAGCAGUUGUUGUUGCCAUCCUGUACCUGUCCCGCAGGUGUGAUGUUCAGAUGUACCGAUCCUGUGCAAGUGUUGUUACACGUGGUCUGCCACUGCGAGGACGAUCAGCUGUCCGUCCUGUCUCCCUGUAGCCCUGUCUUAAUAAUAAAUAAAUAACACGAUAUGCCAUUUAGCGGACACUUUUGUCCAAAGCGACUUACAGUCAUGUGUGCAUACAUUUUUUACGUAUGGGUGGUCCCGGGGAUCGAACCCACUACCAUGGCGUUACAAGCGCCGUGCUCUACCAGCUGAGCUACAGAGGACCACUCUUAGGCGUCUCACAGUACGGACAUUGCAAUUUAUUGCCCUGUCCACAUCUGCAGUCCUCAUGCCUCUUUGCAGCAUGCCUAAGGCACGUUCACGCAGAUGAGCAGGGAGCCUGGGCAUCUUUCUUUUGGUGUUUUUCAGUGUCAGUAGAAAGGCUUCUUUAGUGUCCUAAGUUUUCAUAACUGUGACCUUAAUUGCCUACCGUCUGUAAGCUGUUAGUGUCUUAACGACCGUUCCACAGGUGCAUGUUCAUUAAUUGUUUAUGGUUGAUUGAACAAGCAUGGGAAACAGUGUUUAACCCUUUACAAUGAAGAUCUGUGAAGUUAUUUGGAUUUUUACGAAUUAUCUUUGAAAGACAGGGUCCUGAAAAAGGGAUGUUUUUUUGUUGUUGCUGAGUUUCAGAGAUAGUCAGAAUAUGAACAUCAUCUGUUACUAGCAAAUUAUUGAUUUCAUAAACCUUGUUUCUUAAGCUACAUAUGUUAACGUGGGCUAUUUUGAGCACUUUUCUUCUGGGAUGCUUACUUGUUUUUAUUGCUUUACUGGGAAGCUUAGCAGCAGUAGAUGUGGUAAUGUUAUUUAUGUUAGUGCAGGGUGAGCUGCACACAGUGGCCUUCCUCCUCGGGUACACCGGCUCAGUGCUAACAGUAUAAAUCUGGUUCUUAGGCACAUGAAUACUGCAUACAAUAGCUGUAGGAUCAGCAGAGGCGUUCAGGGCAGUUAGAGUGACAUAAAUUAGGUUACUUAUGUUGUGUCUACCGACGCCCCUGGUGUAAUGUACAUUUGCUGAAGCAUUUUGACAACUGCGUCACAAUUGUAGGGAUUAUCUGAGCUGGGCUUGGGUCAUUGCUAAGUCAUUGUCUCAACGCAGCCUUAUAAUGCUGUGAAAGGAUCCAGGAACCCAAAUGACUUUGGUGGAUCCUAUCCUCCUUAUAAAACAUGUUUUGUUUCCAAAAGGUAUCGAAAUUGUCAACAAAAGUUACACCCAUUGAGCUGCAAUAAUCACGUAGCCAGUUGUGAAGAGCAAGAAUCCUGCUAAAGCGUUCAAUGCCACGAUUCAAAGAGGGCACAAGGUCAGAUAUUAUGUUUUUUUUGUUAGUGUCUAACAGAGAGUCAAUCAGUUCUUUAAAAUCCAGUUUCAAUUGUUCAGAGCUGCCCUUCAUAAUGCCAUUAAAACCACAUGGACUAUGAUAGAAUCAAUUUCCAUGUCCUGACUUAGUACAUUCAGGAGCAUCUAAGUACUGUCAUUUACUCGAGCUCCGGGAUAGGACAUUGUUUUUGCACCAGGAACGGUCACAUUUCUUACCAUGGAGCUGCCCAAAAUCACAGCAGGCUGUGGAUGAGGAAAUCCCAUGCUUCACAGGAUGCAGGCCUCCGACAGAUGGAGAAGCCCAGCUCGAUCCAGAGCAGGGACGGAAGGUUGCCGACGUCGACUUCUAAAUCGUAGUAGUAGGCACUGCCGCCGCAGACACAGGCAACCUCAGCGACGAAGGUGCAGGAAGAUCAGGCUCCAGGACGGCGAAACUAUUCGUUGUUUGUAUCCGCUCCGGGCCUCUCGUUGGGAGUGUAGACUGCUUUGCGGGAGGUCGCUGUCUUCGGCUUCCACGGCUCUUGACAUGCAACCAUCGUUGAUUGCCUUUCUCCUCAUGCUGUGCUCCUUCGAUGGCGCUAUCAAAUGGGGGAGCUCCGGGCAACACCGGCCAGUCGGAUAACGACAAACUUCAAGGCAGAGAUGCAUCCAACAAGCGCGAACGCCGUCCAGCCACUGGCGUAGAAAAUGUAAACAUUCCACUCUGCGUUUUCCCCAGUUUCUUACGUAGGCUGGCGACCUGCGACCUGUGUGAUCAAGGAAGCCACCUCAAGCCAAUAAUCCUCGGCAAGUAUACAAUUGCCGCAUUGGAACUCCGAGUGAUCCGGUUUGUCCCGAAACAAAGCGUAAUAGAUACAGCUCCUACAGCGCUGGAAACAUUCAUUUAGUUCUCCAGACAAGGAGGGCUCUAUUGCAAAACUCAUCUGGUACUAACUUCGUUAGCGUGAUGGCUAACAGCUUAGUGUCUCUGUCAAGCAGGCUUCAACCUGUCUCUUAAGCGGGAUUCCGGGACAAGAAAUAGUGGUCCUAGCUGUUAAAAGCUAACCGCGUUGUGGAAUUCACGCAAAAACAAGUUCUGUAUUCGUAUUUAUGAAUAGCGUUUUUGUUUUAAUCAAAAAUAACAACAAAGUGUUUUACAGCAUACAAUGUUCAGCUGCGCACUCUGUGUUUGUGUGAAUAUACCAGAUGGUUAUUGGAGUUGUUUGGACCAUGUUGAGACACCAUGACUGUGUGUAUGUGAAUAUACCAGAUGGUUAUUGGAGUUGUUUGGACCAUGUUGAGGCACCAUGGCUGUGUGUAUGUGAAUAUACCAGAUGUUUAUUGGAGUUGUUUGGACCAUGUUGAGGCACCAUAGCUGUGUGUAUGUGAAUAUACCCGAUGGUUACAGACAAAAGAGGUGUAAAGGAACAGUUUGGAACAGAGGGUCGAAUUGGAAUUGUAUCACCUGACCAAUGCAGACCCUCACUAACGGUGAUGUAAUUUCCCUUUCCCACAGGAAGCGGACUCGGACGACCAGCAGGGCACGUUGACGUUUGAGGAGUUCAGUGUGUUCUAUAAGAUGAUGUCACUGCGGCGGGACCUGUAUCUGCUGCUCAUGGGAUACAGCGACAGGAAGGACCACCUGACGGCUGACGAGCUGGCCAACUUCCUGCGCAACGAACAGAAGGUCAGGGUUCACAGAAAGACAACACUAUUGAUGAAGAUUUAGUGAUCUAUAGUAGAGUCAGGAGUGAAGGUAAGGCGGUACUGUCCGGUACGGCGUCCCGGCAAAAUAAAUAGUGGGGGUACUCCGCACCGGUAAAACAUGAGCCUAUCACAAUAAUGAAAACAAAAUGUCAAGAAAACUGUCGGCUAUUACACCACUUUUUAUCAUUACCGCAUGUUAGAGGCAUGACAAAUGAGCGAAUGGACUUGAAAACAGGUGUCAAAGCCUGCGCUCCAAAAUGCAAUGUGGUUAAACGAGAACACUGAAAGUUUGCCAAGGCAGAGAUGGGUGGCCGACACCGAGACGCGUGCGGACAGCAGUGGACGCAUAAAUUCUGGCCUAAUGACAUUCGCCAAAUGUCAUUACACUUUGUGGGGUUUUGUGUAACAGAUGUCUCGUUCCAUUCACCACUGUUUGGAGGGUGGAAAUAUGUUUCUAGUGGAUGAACGUGUGGGGGUAGCCCAGUAAAGGAUCCCUUUGAAGGGAUUGUUUGACAAUCAGAUGAAAACAUCAUGACUGGUUGUGUUUAUGCCACAAUAAAAUGUAAUACACUUUAAAAGUUAAAUGACAAAUCUUUACGAGGCCCACAGAGAUCCUAUUGAAUUAAUAGGGAUUCUAUACUGUAUGUAAUUCUAUGAUUACACAUAAACGCAUGCACACAUAGGAGGUCCCAAUCUACUUUCACUCCUAAUAUGGGUUGUCUCUGAGGCACCAUCCUCUCUACAGUGCAUUCGGAAAGUAUUCAGACCUCUUCCAUUUUCCCACGUUUUGUUACGUUACAGCCUUAUUCUAAAAUGUAUUAAAUAAAACAUUUUCCUCAUCAAUCUACACACAAUACCCCAUGAUUACAAAGCGAAAACAGGAUUUUAGAAACAUUUUACAUAACUAACUAUUCCAAAACAUUUCUGCAGCAUUGAAGGUCACCAAGAACACAGUGGCCUCCAUCAUUCUUAAAUGGAUGAAGUUUGGAACCACCAAGACUCUUCCUAGAGCUGGUCACCCGGCCAAAUUGAGCAAUCGGGGGAGAAGGGCCUUGGUCAGGGAGGUGACCAAGAACCCGAUGGUCCCUCUGACAGAGCUCCAGAGUUCCUCUGUGGAGAUGGGAGAACCUUCCAGAAAGACAACCAUCUCUGCAGCACUACACCAAUCAGGCCUUUAUGGUAGAGUGGCCAGACGGAAGCCACUCCUCAGUAAAAGGCACAUGACAGGCCGCUUGGAGUUUGCCAAAAGGCACCUAAAGGACUCUAAGACCAUGAGAAACAAGAUUCUCUGGUCUGAUGAAACCAAGAUUGAACUCUUUGGCCUGAAUGCCAAGCGUUACAUCAGGAGGAAACCUGGCACCAUCCCUACGGUGAAGCAUGGUGGUGGCAGCAUCAUGCUGUGGGGAUGUUUUUAAGCGGCAGGGACUGGGAGACUAGUCAGGAUCGAGGGAAAGAUGAACGGUGCAAGUACAGAGAGAUCCUUGAUGAAAACCUGCUCCAGAGCGCUCAGGACCUCAGACUGUGGCCAAGGAACACCUUCCAACAAGACAAUGACCCUAAGCACACAGCCAAGACAACACAGGAGUGGCUUCGGGACAAGUCUCUGAAUGUCCUUGAGUGGCCCAGCCAGAGCCCGGACUUGAACCUGAUCGAACAUCUCUGGAGAGACCUGAGAAUAGCUGUGCAGCACCCUCCCCAUCCAACCUGACAGAGCUUCAGAAUGAGUCUGGACACCAGUACUCAGAGUCAGUUUAGACACCAGUACUCGGAGUGAGUCUAGACACCAGUACUCAGAGUGAGUCUAGACACCAGUACUCAGAGUCAGUCUAGACACCAGUACUCAGAGUCAGUCUAGACACCAGUACUCAGAGUCAGUCUAGACACCAGUACUCAGAGUAGUCUAGACACCAUACUCAAGUGUCUAGACACCAUACUCAGAGUCAGUCUAGACACCAGUACUCAGAGUCAGUCUAGACACCAGUACUCAGAGUCAGUCUAGACACCAGUACUCAGAGUCAGUCUAGACACCAGUACUCAGAGUCAGUCUAGACACCAGUACUCAGAAUCAGUCUAGACACCAGUACUCAGAGUCAGUCUAGACACCAGUACUCAGAGUGAGUCUAGACACCAGUUCUCAGAGUGAGUCUAGACACCAGUACUCAGAGUGAGUCUAGACACCAGUACUCAGAAUCAGUCUAGACACCAGUACUCAGAGUCAGUCUAGACACCAGUACUCAGAGUCAGUGUAGACACCAUUACUCAGAGUCAGUUUAGACACCAGUACUCAGAUUCAGUCUAGACACCAGUACUCAGAUUCAGUCUAGACACCAGUACUCAGAGUCAGUCUAGACACCAGUACUCAGAGUCAGUUUAGACACCAGUAAUCAGAGUCAGUUUAGACACCAGUACUCAGAGUCAGUCUAGACACCAGUACUCAGAGUCAGUCUAGACACCAGUACUCAGAGUCAGUCUAGACACCAGUACUCAGAGUCAGUCUAGACACCAGUACUCAGAGUCAGUCUAGACAACAAUACUGUGAGCAUUUUGUCAGAGGUCUCUCAGAAGUCUAUUUUGAUUGGCAGAUUGCGGCUUGCUUUCUCUGAUAGUGUCUGUCACAUAAAAAUAUGUGCAUAUGUGUAUGUCUAUGUGUGUCUGUGUGUAUGUUUAUUUGUGUGUGUGUUUGUUGUAUUUGUGUGUAUGUGUUCACUGUGUUUCCUCUCUUUAUUUAGUGUCUGUGUGGGUGUGUGUUCUUACAGUGUGUCUCUCUCUCCUCAGAUGGUGAAUGUGACUACAGAGUACUGUCUGGAUGUCAUUGAUAAGUUUGAGCUUUCUGAAGAGAACAAACAGAAAGGCAUUCUGGGAAUUGAGGGUAAGCCCUCCCUCCAAUUUAACUAUGUUUAUUUAAACCUCUUCUCUCUCUUCUCUCUCUCUCUCUCUCUCCUCCUCUCUCUCCUCUCCUCUCUCUCUCCCUCUCUCUCUCCUCUCUCCUCUCUCUCUCUCUCUCUCUCUCUCUCUCUCUACCUCUGGGCUGUAAACUCUAUAAAGGGGUGAAGACUCAGAGAUCAUAAAUGAAUGUGAGAUGGUUAAACAGUUUUUGGGGCUUUAGAUAAAUUCCACCACAUGUAGAGCUCAAAGCCAGAGUCUGUCUCUAAGCUGACGGAGCUGAUUGACCUCUUGUCAAAUAUCAAAAGUCUGUAAACGCUGUGUGUCUGAGAUCACUGUGUGUCUGAGAUCGCUGUGUGUCUGAGAUCGCUGUGUGUCUGAGAUCACUGUGUGUCUGAGAUCGCUGUGUGUCGGGGAUCGCUGUGUGUCGGGGAUCGCUGUGUUGGUCCGGUGGGUUUGGGAUGUGUGGCAGAGAGGUGUGCUGAGAUGUGGGGUGGAUGUGGUCAGUGGUCUGGUGAUUGGUGUGUAGGGGGAUGCUUGGCGGGGAUGCUGUGGAGGGGAAAACGCUGUGUCGGGGAUCGCUGUGUGUCGGGGACCUGUGGCAGAUCGGGUGUCUGAGAUGUGUGUGUCGGGAUGUGUGGUGUGGAUGCUGUGUUCGGGAUCGCUGGUGUCUGAGAUGCUGUGGUGUCUGAGAUCGCGUGUGUUCUGAAUCCUUGUCGGGGAUCGCUGUGUUCGGGGAUCGCUUUGUCUGUCGCUGUGUGUCUGAUCGCUUGUUGUCGGGUCUGUGUGUCCGGAUCGCUGAGUUCGGACGCUGUUGUCGGUCGCUUGUGUCGGGUCGCUGUGUCUCGUCACUGUGUCGGAUGGGAUGGGGCAGAGAGGGAAGAGAAGGAGAUGGAGAGGGUAGGAUGUGGUCAGUAAGGAGCAUGGUGAUUGGGUUAGGAUGAAAGAAGAGUCUGAGGAAAGAGCGAUUACGGCGAAGUUGAAGAGCGAAUAGGUCGGAUGCAAAUUAAGGAGAGGGUGUGAUUAAAGAUUACCAAGUUCAAUGUAUAAAGUUUUGGCAUGCUCGAAGGAACGCAUCAAACCUGGUGCUAGAAAGGAGAGUUAUUCGGAGAAUGGCUAUAGUUUAUAAGUAUGGGCAGUUUUAAGUCAUCCAGGUGGAGGUCGGAAGAGAGAGGUGGAGGAGGAAGGAGAGGUGGAGGAGGAAGGCGAGAGGUAGAGGAAGGGGAGAGGUAGAGGAAGGGGAGGUAGAGGAUGAAGGAGAGGUGGAUGCCUCCCCCAGUUAAUGCUCUCCUCCUUUCCCUCUCCUGAGGUAAAAACAACCCUAGUUAAAGAAAUUCAGUCAGCAAAUUAUGUGAAUCGGUGUGCAUUAAAGUAUUACAUUCCAUCAUUAAAAGUUCAGCUCAUUAAGGCUCAUCAAAGCCCUGGUCUGCUAUUAAAGUUAUGUAUCUUAAAUUGUAAUAGUUAUUCAAUGUAUCGCAGCUUUAACCAUCGCAGUGCUGCUGUAAGUCAAUUGAAUAUAUUGUUCCUCUAAAAUGCUCAUGUGUUCUAUUCAGUUAAAUUGGAUUGGAUUAAUCUAGCGCUCACAGAAAGGCCAAGGAGGGCCAAUCUCUAAGAGUAUUUCAUGGGUGACAGAGAAAAGGAAUUGUUAUGAGGCAGUUAGUAAGAUGAAUAUAGCUUUUCUCUCUGUCUGUCUGUCUGUCUGUCUGUCUGUCUGUCUGUCUGUCUUCCUGUCUGUCCUGUCUGUCUGUCUGUCUGUCUGUUUUUGUCUGUCUGUCUGUCUGUCUGUUUGUCUGUCCUUCCUGUCCCGUCUGUCUGUCUGUCCCGUCUGUCCUGUUUUGUCUGUCUUCCUGUCUGUCUGUCUGUCUGUCUGUCUGUCCUGUCUGUCUGUCUGUCUGUCUGUCUGUCUGUCUGUCUGUCUGUCUGUCUGUUUCUGUCUGUCUGUCUGUCUGUCUGUCUGUGUCCAGGUUUCACCAGUUUCAUGCGCAGCCCCACCUGUGAUGUGUUUAACCCUCAACAUCAUGAGGUGAACCAGGACAUGGAUCGGCCUCUGUGUGACUACUACAUCUCCUCGUCUCAUAACACCUACCUGACAGGAGACCAGCUGCUGUCUCACUCCAAGACAGACAUGUACGCCUGGGUACUACAGACUGGCUGCCGCUGUGUGGAAGGUGGGGCACACACACACACACACACACACACACACACACACACACACACACACACACACACACACACACACACAACACACACACACACACACACACACACACACACACACACACACACAUGCUGAUAUAUGCACACGCACACACACCUUCUCACCCACGAUCCCUCUCUCAUAUCCCUCCCUCCCCCCUCCCUCUCUCAUAUACCGCCUCCCUCUCCCAUCCUUCCCUCUCUCUCGCUCUCUCUCUCUCUCCUCUCUCUCUCUCUCUUCGCUCUCUCUCUCUCUCUCUCUCUCUCUCUCUCUCUCUCUCUCUCUCUCUCUCCUCCCUCUCUUCUCUCUCUCUCUCUCCGUCUCUCUCCCUCUCUCUGUCUAUCCCUCUCCCUCUCUCUCUCUCUAUCCCCAUCUCUCCUUCUCUGUCUAUCUGUAGUGGACUGUUGGGAUGGUCCUGAUGGAGAGCCCAUGGUCCAGCAUGGCUACACUCUGACCUCCAAGAUCACCUUCAAGUCUGUCAUAGAGACCAUCGACAAAUACGCCUUCAUCAACAACCAG